Molecule: messenger RNA, 3741 nt
Organism: Polyodon spathula (Mississippi paddlefish)
Lineage: Eukaryota; Metazoa; Chordata; Actinopteri; Acipenseriformes; Polyodontidae
Product: cbp/p300-interacting transactivator 1-like
Exons: 2
Coding region: 1728-2189 (153 amino acids)
Biological process (GO): regulation of DNA-templated transcription
Cellular component (GO): nucleus
Source: RefSeq, a predicted model, not a curated record
CUUGUCACUUUUUUGUGAUAGUAAAUGUCAGACUGCAAAGUGUUCUGAUUUUAAAAGUAUCUAGUUCUGUUUUAAGACUCGCAUGAAAUACUGUAGACAUGAAAUACUGUAUGUGUUAUCUCACUUAACAUGAUAUCACUUUUAUGCACUCUAUUGGCCUUCAUUAUCAAGGGCAAUCAAAGUGUAUGGGUAGGUUCACCCAGAUUUCCUUUGCAAGGCAUGCAGUUACGUUAGAACCUAUAAUCAAAACAGUGUAUUUACUACCAAGAAAAUCUCAAACAGAGAUAGACCCAUAGAUUUAAGUAAAGUUCUGUCCAGUCCCUUUCUUGGAGUUUGAAUGGAAGUUCUGGAGCAAAUUACAGUUUAAUGUUGGUAAGUUUAAUGAAGACUUAUCUUCAGUUUAUAGGAAAGCCUUUUUCAUUUUAGAAUCCUGUGUAGAUCAUUGUAUACCAAAACAUGAGUACUCUCUAAGCAACUGGAUGUAAUAAUGAAUUUCUGGGAAAGGUGCAUCAUUUGUGUGUACUCAGUGUAGACUUGCUAAACUGGAAGAUGAAUACACUUUAGGCUGUCUUACCAGCUGGUCCUGAUGCAACUUAGUUGAGGCUGUCUGUGAAGAAGUUAUCAGGUCUGUGUGUCUCUUCAUGUACAGCUGGAGUGCAUUAAACAAGCCACACUGCUCAUGUGAUUGCACUUUUCUUGAUUGUUUGGAAGAACUGUAUUUCCAAAAAAGUCCAAUGGCUCUAAACACCACUACUGAGGCAAUGACAUAUCCUUUAAAGUCUCUUUUAAAUUUGUGAAAUGUAAAUGGGGACAGACUGGGACAAAGGUAGCGUGACAAAUUCUGAAGGGCUUGAGCGGCUUUUCGCUGAUUUAUUGUGUUUUUAUUGCUUUUAAGUGGUGGUGUUGUGUUACCAAAACAGCAGUGUACUUGGCAUCAAAAGUUUUGAAGCAGUAAUCUUCCUGACUGACAUGAGCUGUGUGAGCUGCACCUCGUUCAUGGGGGAUCAAAAAGAGAAGUGGGCUUUCAUGCUGUAUUUAAUUCUAAAGUCAUCUCCCACUUAGUCCUGUAAUAAAUUGUUUUGUUAGUGUAGAUAUAUGCUUUGAAUUAAAUGUGAAAACCACUAUGCAAGCAGCCAUAUUGCAGCAGGGCAGUAGAUUAUGACUGCACUACCUUUUGGGAGUUCAGCACAUAAAACCACCCCCCACCCCCCCUCCCCGAUAUCCUGUAAGUUUAGAUAUGGGGAUUUUUGCAUGUUAACAGGAUGCAAUGCAAUGUUGACAUUUAAUCUCCACCUUCUUAUAUAAAUAUACUCGGAUGCCUUUUUUUGCAUCCACUGGGACUGCGUUUUAAAACAUGUUCCUAUCACUGGGGCUCAAGCGAGGUUGGCUGGUAGAAAAAAAGAGUGACCAAAGAAAUGAGCAUGUAUGUAUCAGCUCUAGAAAAAUACAAAGCAAAGCAACGAAAAGGCUGCUUUUUAAAUAAGCAGGCAAUAUCUGCAUUUUUUUUUUAUUGGUACCAUUUGGAUUGUAGUCUAUUUGAUAUAGGAAUGAGGAAAGAGCUGCCUUAACCUGUUUCAUGGUACAGAUAGAAACAGCAGAAUUGAUAAAUAUCUCUGAUACACAAAGGACAGUGUCUGCCACAGUAUCCUGGUAGCAAAGGCUCAGUAACCCUACACUGCAAACAGCAUUGAGGAGUUCUCACAUGGACUUCCAGGUGAGCCCGGGAGAUGAGUUCUCUGGUCUACCCUAGCCGAAUCAUGAAAGACCGUGAGGCCAUCACCAUUCUCCAUUACCCAGGCUCAGGCAAGAUGAAUGGACAGUUCACUCAGGCGGGGAUCCAUCCCUCAGUAACCGCCUCCUCGUCGCCCACCUCAAAACCCCAGCCCUUCAGCCUCCAGACAGGCCCUCACCUGCUGGCCAGCAUGCAGCUCCAGAAACUCAACAGCCACUACCACAACAUCGGCAGUGUAGCAGGGGACAUCGCAGCCCCACCCAGGACCUACAGCUCGCAGAGCCAGGGCGCCCUGUCCAACCCAGGGAGCACCGUCAUUGACUCGGACCCCGUGGAUGAAGAGGUCCUGAUGUCCCUGGUGGUGGAGUUGGGACUGGACCGCGCCAACGAGCUGCCAGAGCUGUGGCUCGGCCAGAAUGAGUUUGACUUUGUCUCGGAUGUUUCCUCUAGCUGCUGAUUCUCCUCAUGUGGGAAAGAUUGUCUUGAGGGCAAUGGAGAAAGAAAUCAAGAGCUCCUGAUCUAGGCUUAAUGUCUCAAACCCAGCUCUCUUGUGUGAUGUGGAAGUUGUAAUGUACAUGAAACCGACACAUAUGUUUCUAUGUCUAUGAACUUGAGAUCUGUGUAAUAUCUUUCUAAAUGUCGUGUCUCUGAAACAUCUCGCUUGAGGCUGCUUUCACUUCCCAGAAUCGUUGGCACUGCUGCAGCAGACGGGCAUUGUUGGCCUGUAUUGGCAUCUGCCUAGAAGGCACCAUGAAUAGCAAAGGCAGAGGAUUGGCAAAGAAUUGGACUGAGACCAAUUGUAUUGUUGUAAAUCAUAUCUUAAAACGGGUUAAGGAGAGCAGUUGUCUUUUUUUCAAAAUCAAGUCCAGUGCUUAAUUAUAGACCAUUGUAAUGAAACGUUCACGGUUUCAUAUUGAGAGAAACAUGUUUUAGCACUAAAAGGUGAACUUGUUUGUAGUUCAAUCGUAUUUGCUUUGAAUUUCUAAGUUUGGGAAGAUGGACACAGAAGGAAAGUAUUUUGAUUCAUGCUAGUUUCUUUAGAAUGUAUUGGUUUAUAUUCCAAUGGAGUACAAGUUAAUUAGAACACGUGUUCUUGAUUCACUGUAGAUGGUAAAACAAAGCUUCACUGAAGAGUUUAAAUGCUGAAUGUGUAAACUUGUCAGCUUUCGAUGGAAUAUACCUCUCUCUCCCUGCUGUUUGAAACACUACUCUCUGGCGCUGUGUGGGUUAGAUGGCACCGAGGUAUAUGAAGGAAAAGGAGAUGUUGAGAAUCUGCCAUUAAUUAAGGGAAUACCAAAUUUGGCAGAGAUAUAACUUGCUGUGUAUACGAUCAUCACAAAUGUCAUGAUGAAAAGAGGUAUUGUAAAUGCGGAGUAGAACCUGUGUUAAACCGGGGCUCGAACAUUGGAAUUCAGAGAUUUUUAUUUUUUAUUUCUUUUUCUUUUUUUCUAUGCAUUUAUACUGUAAUUGAGAGCAAAUAACGCUCCUUGAUGCAUGUGUAAGAAUUUGAUUAUAAAUACCACAAAUUCACAGCCAUUUAUGAGACAGUUUAGGACUUAAAUUCGAAGGAGUCUAUUUUUGUUCUCAGAUCAGCAUUCGUUAUCACCCCCCUUUCUGUUAUGCUGAAGAUCUUUUUUGUUUCCUUGCUUGUUUGUAUGGUUCAGUAUAUGCAGAUUUAUUUUAAUCCAUCUUUUCACUUUUGGCAAAUUUACAUUUUAUUAAAUGCGAAAUGUUCCAGCCUAGUAACGAAUGAGACGAAAAAAGUACUUGGUUAUAUAGUCAGGUGUACAGUAAAGGUUCUGAAUGUAUAAUGCACUGGUUAGACUGCACUUAAUUUCUCACUUGAAUUCUGGUCAUUGCAUUUAAUUAAAAAAAAUAAAUAAAAUAAAAUAAAAAAAGGGGGGGGAACCUUGUUGCUUUGGAGAGUCAAGCAGAGAGUAACCAGACUAAUCCCAAGGCUAAAACAUGAAGUUUUGAAGAUGAGCUGAAGGGACUGAAUCUAACAUAUA